Molecule: messenger RNA, 3256 nt
Organism: Scophthalmus maximus (turbot)
Lineage: Eukaryota; Metazoa; Chordata; Actinopteri; Pleuronectiformes; Scophthalmidae
Product: protein tyrosine phosphatase type IVA 2
Exons: 8
Coding region: 1295-1801 (168 amino acids)
Biological process (GO): protein dephosphorylation
Cellular component (GO): nucleus
Molecular function (GO): protein tyrosine phosphatase activity
Source: RefSeq, a predicted model, not a curated record
ACAAUGCCAUAUGAAUAUUGUUUAGAAAGUUAACAUGUUCAGUUUCAUAUCGUAAAGACUACGAGAACAUCAACACAAAUCGGUUAAGCCUUACCAACAUGCUUGUAUACAAAGGUAGACAUUUGAACCGGUAUGUUUUCUGGAAUGCAAAUUUACCGGAGGCAGGCUGAAGAUUACCGGAAGUUCGGCGUGUUAGCUACAAAUUAAAAGCCUUAUUUUUUGAAAUUCCAAAUCAGUGUAUGGUUUUUUUCAUGUUUUAUUUUUUGAAACAACGCCGCCGGAAGAAGAUUAUGUGCAUUGUGGCUACCUCGACAUUUCGGUUCGACAUGUCUCCAUCGCAGACUCUUCUCCGUCACUAGAAGCGUCUGGACUUGUCGCUGAAAACCACCCCGUUGCUUCAGGUUAGCAUCAAGCUAGCGGGCCGCCCGUCAGCCAGGACCCAGGAGAACAGCAGCAGCAUCUUCAUCAAUGGUGUGUCCACAUCCUGGAGCCGUCACAUUUUCCUGUGUGCGCUCGAUGAACCACCCCCUCGGCUGUCGUCACAGCUGCACAUGUAUGGCGUUUGCGAGGCUUGGGGGGGAGUUUUGCCAAGCCCAGCACCUGAUGCUCAUCGUGGACAAGUGAACAGGAGACACCAGCUCGGUGUAGACACUGCCGAUCACGUGCACAGGUCCUUCCUGCCAUCUUGCUCAACCCAUAUGAAGACAGGCCAACCUUCAGUCUGUCACCUGUCCCGGGGAGUGGAGGAGGAUUUGGUCUCAGCCCCAGGAGUUUCCUCUCUGCUCUUCUCCUCUCCUGCCUUUCCUUCCUGCGUCACCUCUGACUCAUGCUAGUCGUCUCUGAAUGGGCUAACACAUUUGAAAGGAAGAAAGGAUAGAUCUAUUUUCUGUCCUCCAAAUUUAAUUUUUUUCCCUUCUGGACUUUGGUUCUCUUAGACCUAGUCUCUUUCAUCCCAAUCUGCUAGAUUUAGAUUUUUAGUUUUUAACAAUCCAAUUUAAAUUUGUCCUUCAUUGUCAAGAAAAGGUUAACCCCUUCCCUCCUUUUUCUUUCUCAGAAAAAUAACUAGUCCUUUUUGGUUUUUACACGGGACUACCUUUUGCCGCCAAAGGAGUACAAUAUUUACAUUCUUUGCCCAUAAAACAUUUUUUUAAUUAGUUUUCUAUUUAUUUUAGCUUUUUUAAACAGUCACAGGGAGAUUUACUUUGAUUUCUUUGAAGACCUGUCUGUUGAACCAUUUUUUUAAAGCACAAUCAUUUUUUUUAUUUUUUAUUAACAAACCUCUGUUGAUCUAAAAAUGAACCGACCGGCUCCAGUGGAGAUCUCCUAUGACUGUCUGAGAUUCCUCAUCACGCACAACCCCACAAACGCACAACUGGGAAGGUUCAUAGAGGAUCUGAAGGCCUACAGUGUCAACACCCUGGUUAGAGUGUGUUCUGCUACAUAUGACAAGGCACCUGUGGAACAAGAAGGAAUACAAGUUCUGGAUUGGCCAUUUGACGACGGCUCGGCCCCCCCAGACCAGGUUGUGGAAGACUGGCUGAACCUGCUGCAGGCAAAGUUUCGAGACGAGCCUGGCUGUUGUGUGGCUGUGCACUGUGUCGCUGGACUUGGACGAGCUCCCGUGCUGGUGGCCCUGGCUCUAAUUGAGUGUGGGAUGGAAUAUGAAGAUGCAGUGCACUUCAUCAGACUGAAGCGUCGCGGGGCGUUCAACUCCAAGCAGCUGCUUUACCUUGAAAGCUAUAAACCUAAACUGUGUCUGCGCUCCAAAGACGGCAACGGACAGAGCUGCUGUGUACAGUAGGAAUCUCCAACCCUCACCCCCACCAUUCACACCACCACCGCAACUGCGUAGGACACUUAUAUCUUUUGAUGUUAAAUGGAAAGUUGAUGUGAUUGCUUUCUGAUUUUUUUUAUUAACCUAAACCCAUAGAAUCUAUUCAAAGCGCUUCAUGUAAUAUCCGCAAAUUAAGGACUGCAUAUUUUCUUCAACUAUUCGGUAUAGUCACACAACUUCUGAUUUUACAUAAAAAAUUUGCCUAAUAAAGUGGAUGUGUUGAAGGUUUCUCAUUCUGUUCCUUGGUCUGUGACCUCAUCUCUACAUGUACCAGAACUGCACAGAUACACGAGCACAUUUAAGACCACAGUGGGACAGCACUCCUGUUGAUCUGUCACUGAGAUAUAAUUCCAGCUAAAAAUGUAAAAACAUUUAUCCCGAGGGUCAACCUUUCCAUUCACUGUUACCGAUGCAGCUGCAAUAAAUGCUGCUGGUGUACACACACUUGUUCUGAUUGAAAAUGUUGACAUGAUUAAAAAGCUUUGACGCUACAAACACUGAAUGAAUCCUGCGCAUUGUGCUCUCAGAGGCUUGCUGCUUUAUUGAACAUCAACCCACACAGAUUUAUGUAUUCCAGCCUUUGCUCACUGACCAAAUCAAUGACCAGCAGCCAGAAUGUGGCGCAGACGGUGGAAGAAUUCAGAAAAGUUAGAAAACAUUAGAUAAUGUGCUUAAAUGAUUAAAACAUUUUAGAGAAAAACUGUCUUCCUGUACAAGAUAUGAUGUAAACAACGCUACAAUCUACCUACUUACUGUAUGUCCCGAGUCAUAGGAGCUUCUCUGCAACAAACCCUUGUUGGAUUGACAAGUCAUACUGUCACCGUGGCAACGGGGCCCACACGUUAAAGAUCAGUUGGCGGAUGUAUUCAUGAAUCAAAACUGGAAGGUUUUGGUAGAUUAUCAGCUUCUCGGAGUUGAACACAAAUUUGUUCUCAGUAGCAGGCUGAAGUUUAGUUCACACUUUGUAGUGUGAUACUCGACGUGUAGGAUUGAGUGAUUGGCACGCGUUGUGUGAUAUCAGUCUUUGAUUGAUGAUAUUGAACACAGACACAUGAGCAUGCGCUGUUAAAGACGGCAAAGGAGUAGAGCGGGACGUUUGACGAAGCAGGACAAUCUUCCAAAACCUUUCUGUGUUCUUACAACAAGCAUGAAACUGGAGCCAACAUGGCUGCCCCCCGAGCACCCAAUGGCCGUUGUCUGUGUCCGUGGCUCUGUACGCACAUGACUGUCUGCUCAGCUGCUGUGUUCGUAAGAUGCCGUUGGUCUUUGUGAUGUUCUUAUUUAUUUUCUUUCCCUUGUAUCUUUAUCUAUCUCUGUACUCGUUAUUUAUUUAUCAACGCCACUGUGUUUCCUUGUGAAAUGUCCGUCUGCUGGGGAAAAAAAAAUCUUAGUAAUGGAAAAUUAAAGUGUUUAGUACUGUAA